UCAACAACGGCUUUCUGCUCAAGCCGUGUCCGCGUCGCGUGCUUAGUACCAGCGGACAAUCAAGCCGUACACCUUGUUUGCUAUUACGACGGUGUCGAGUCAGCCUGCUCCUGUUUGUCAAACCCCAGCAAAUCGACAAACCUCCGCCCAGUCCGGCACUCCCGCGGCGCCCGGGCAACCACAACACGCCCAGAGGUCCGCAGGAUUCACUCGAGCUCAGACGAGACGGAAGCCAAGAUGUUCUUCCUCAAUGCUAUUAUCAAGAAUAUCGCGCCGCUGUUCAUUGCGACAAGCCCAAUCACCAGCUAUGCGGACCAGAUAUACUCGAUUCACAAGACGCGCAGCUCUGCUGGCUUCUCGCUCGACAUACCGCUGAUCAUGCUGGUUGCUAGUAUAUUGAAAAUCUUCUACUGGUUCGGCGCGCACUUCAGCACCUCGCUCCUCAUCCAAGCCCUCCUCACAAUCUUGGUGCAAAUCCUCCUCCUCCACGUCGCCCUCACGAACCGCGCACCGCCUGCACACACACAUCAGCCCUUCCAACACGCCCUCGCCCCCGCGCCCCGGCGCCGUCCAUAUGACUUCUGGCAAUGGCGCAGCACGCGCCCGUACUGGAGCUUCGUCACAUACUUCACCGCUGGCUUGCUGGUCUUGCACUUGCUGCUGAGUCCAACGAGGCUGUUCAUACCGUACACCGAUCUUCUGGGCAUGAUUGCGCUGGCCAUUGAAGCUACUCUUCCGCUCCCUCAGCUUAUGGCCAACUGGCAGCGGCGCGGAUGCAAGGGUUUCCGGCCGUCAGUCAUUGCAAACUGGGUUGUCGGUGAUACAUUCAAGAUGUGGUUCUUCUUUGCGAGCGCGAAGGGAGAGGUGCCGUGGGCAUUCAAGGCGUGCGGCAUCUUCCAGGCUACGUGUGAUGCGGGGCUGGCGAUUCAGUACCUGGUCUGGGGCGAUGGGCCGGAGGGUGUGAGUGGUGCGGGAAGAGAGAAGGAGUUGAGGAGUCCGCCGCCGGAGAGGGAUGGAUUUGCGAUGGAGAAGAUGGGUGAAGGGUUGGGAGCGGGGAGUGUGGGGAUUGAGAUGGGUCAGCUGCCGGCAUACGAGAGGAGGUGA
Macroventuria anomochaeta is the source of this 1104-nucleotide messenger RNA. RefSeq names its product PQ loop repeat protein. Gene Ontology annotation, biological process: retrograde transport, endosome to Golgi; phospholipid translocation. The record is from RefSeq and is a predicted model, not a curated record. Lineage: Eukaryota; Fungi; Ascomycota; Dothideomycetes; Pleosporales; Didymellaceae. Gene Ontology annotation, cellular component: trans-Golgi network; endosome. Bases 238 to 1104 code for a protein of 288 amino acids. The transcript is spliced from 2 exons.